AUGUCCGCAGAAAUUCAAAAGGAUAGAGAUGUUAUAUUUGCAAGUCGAGAGUCCGGCGGCGUUGCCUCGAUCGAUCAAGAUGUUGAGAAAGAGGACUUUGAAGACGAAGUUCCGGGACAGGUCGCGAAAAAGUGGCGUGGUACCCGAGCGGAUCAACAGGAUAUGGCAGCAUUAGGGAAGAAGCAGGUUUUGCGCCGAAAUUUCAAAUUUAUAACUAUGUUGGGAUUUGCGAGUACUGCCAUGGCGUCCUGGGAGCUUCUACUACCCCUCUUUACGUUCGUCAUGGUAGAUGGAGGAACGGCCGAUCUUUUCUGGGGUUUUAUUGUUGCUGCUUGCGGCAUGUCGUUGGUCUAUGCUAGUAUUGCUGAAAUGGCCUCGAUAUCUCCGACAGCAGGUGGUCAGUACCACUGGGUCUCAGAAUUUGCCCCUCCAAAAGUCCAGAAGCUCCUUAGUUAUACCGUAGGGUGGCUUUCCGCUAUUGGAUGGCAAGUAUAUCUCGCAGGUGUAUGCUUCAUGAUCGGCGGCAUUCUUCAAGGUCUCAUAGCACUCAACAAAGCUGACUAUGUCUACGAGCCAUUCCACGCAACAUUGCUCGCGAUUGGUGUUGUAACCUUCUCGGUUGUGUUCAACACUUCCCUGGCUGAACGUUUACCAUUAAUUGAGGGUAUCAUUUUGAUUCUUCAUUUAAUUGGCUUUUUCGUUAUCAUAAUUCCGCUUUGGGUCAUGGCACCUCGUGCCGAUGCAAAUACCGUUCUCAUGAACUUCAGUAAUGAUGGUGGAUGGUCUUCUAAGGGGCUAGCAGCCAUGAUUGGCCUAACGAGUCCAAUGAGUGUGUUGAUUGGUUAUGAUUGCUCCGUGCAUCUAGCUGAGGAAAUUCAGGACGCAUCCUGGGUGGUACCAAGAGCCAUAAUGUGGUCGGUGGGCCCCAACGCUACUAUGGGAUUCCUUAUGGCAGUGACUUUAAUCUUCACCCUGGGAGAUCUCGACGCCGUUCUGAAUACUGUGACUGGUCAGCCUUUCAUGCAAGUAUUCUUCAAUGCAACCCAAAGCUACGCAGCCACAAACGUUAUGUGCAUUGUCGUAGUCAUCCUCCUACUUUCCUGCUGUAUCAGUGAAGUUGCCGCCGCAUCACGACAGAUUUGGUCAUUUGCUCGCGAUGGAGGUCUACCAGGUUCGAACUGGUUGUCGCAGGUAUCGCCCGGGUGGAAUAUCCCGCUUCGCAGUGUCUGCGUCUCGAUUGCCGUUUCGUCCCUCCUUUCUCUCAUCAACUUAGGAUCUUCCGUGGCACUCAACGCCAUCAACUCGCUUGGCGGUGUUUCAAUUCUGUGUUCUUAUUAUAUCACCAUCAGCUGUCUGAUUUGGCGCCGUAUGCAGGGACCGCUCCCUUCACAUCGGUGGUCCCUCGGCAAAUACGGCAUGGCAAUUAACAUUGCUUCUUUGUGUUUCUUAACGCCCAUUACAUUUUUCUCGUUCUGGCCUCUACAAACACCCGUUACCGCCCAAAAUAUGAACUGGUCGAGUGUAAUGUUUGUAGCGACAUUGUCUGUAGCAUUGAUUUACUAUUAUUUCAAGGCAAGGCAUGUGUACACUGCACCUGCGCUUGCGAUUAAGAGAAGGGAAUGA
Sclerotinia sclerotiorum 1980 UF-70 is the source of this 1623-nucleotide messenger RNA. RefSeq lists its product as hypothetical. Gene Ontology annotation, cellular component: membrane. The transcript is spliced from 4 exons. The record is from RefSeq and is a predicted model, not a curated record. Gene Ontology annotation, molecular function: transmembrane transporter activity. Lineage: Eukaryota; Fungi; Ascomycota; Leotiomycetes; Helotiales; Sclerotiniaceae. Gene Ontology annotation, biological process: transmembrane transport. The coding region runs from base 1 to 1623 and encodes 540 amino acids.